Messenger RNA from Gavialis gangeticus (Gharial), 6093 nucleotides. It is a transcript of the gene MYH15, whose product is annotated as myosin heavy chain 15. Gene Ontology annotation, cellular component: myosin complex. The coding region runs from base 165 to 5972 and encodes 1935 amino acids. Gene Ontology annotation, molecular function: actin filament binding; cytoskeletal motor activity; ATP binding. The record is from RefSeq and is a predicted model, not a curated record. Lineage: Eukaryota; Metazoa; Chordata; Crocodylia; Gavialidae. The transcript is spliced from 43 exons.
CAAAGGAAAACUAUGGAUGCCUUUAAAUCAUUAUAAUCAGUGACCUUGAAGAACAGGUAUAAAAGCCUGCAUCUAGCAGAAUCCUGACAGUUUCCUUCUUUACUAUUCAGGACUAGAUCUUCUUCUUCUUUCUUUGGGCUACGCCACCUUGAUAACUUGCCAAGAUGAUGGACAUGUCAGAAUUCGGGGAGGCUGCGCCCUUCCUCAGGAAGACCGAGAACGAGCUGAUGAAAUUACAAACUGUGGCAUUUGAAGGGAAGAAGAAAUGUUGGAUUCCUGAUGAUAAGAAAGCAUAUGUUGAAGCUGAGAUUAAAGAGUGCUUCGGUGGCAAAACCACAGCUGAGACUGUGGAUGGAAAUACCGUCACUUUAAAAGAUGAUGAUGUGCAGGCCAUGAACCCCCCGAAGUUUGACAUGAUUGAGGACAUGGCAAUGCUGACCCACCUUAAUGAGGCAUCUGUGCUGUACAAUCUGAGAAGACGCUACAGCAACUGGAUGAUUUAUACCUAUUCAGGUUUAUUUUGUGUGACUAUAAACCCCUACAAAUGGCUUCCAGUCUACAAGCCAGAGGUGGUGGGAGCAUACAAGGGAAAGAGACGCUCUGAAGCCCCUCCUCACAUCUUCUCCAUUGCAGAUAAUGCGUACAAUGACAUGUUGCGCAAUCGAGAGAAUCAGUCUAUGCUGAUCACUGGAGAAUCUGGUGCCGGCAAGACUGUCAACACUAAACGUGUCAUUCAGUACUUUGCCACAGUAGCAGCUAUUGGUGAGCCUGGUAAAAAGAGUCCAGCCACCAGGACUGGGGGAACCUUGGAAGAUCAAAUCAUCCAAGCAAACCCAGCUUUAGAAGCCUUUGGGAAUGCCAAAACGCUAAGAAAUGACAACUCUUCACGUUUUGGUAAAUUUAUCAGAAUCCAUUUUGGAACCACAGGCAAGCUGUCAUCUGCUGAUAUUGAAAUAUAUUUACUUGAGAAAUCCCGAGUGAUUUUCCAGCAGCCAGGUGAAAGAUGUUAUCACAUUUUCUACCAAAUCCUAUCAGGAAAGAAAGAAGAACUCCAGGAUAUGUUGCUGAUAUCUACCAAUCCCUAUGACUUCCACUUUUGUUCACAAGGCGUGGUUACUGUGGACAACUUGGAUGAUGGAGAAGAGUUGAUGGCAACAGAUCAAGCCAUGGACAUCCUGGGUUUUAUUCCUGAUGAAAAGUAUGGUGCCUACAAAAUGACAGGUGCAAUCAUGCACUUUGGAAACAUGAAAUUUAAGCAAAGACCCAGAGAGGAGCAGGCAGAGGCUGAUGGCACUGAAAAUGCUGACAAAGUUGCUUACCUGAUAGGUAUUAACUCCUCUGACUUGGUUAAGGGAUUGCUGCACCCCAGAGUAAAAGUUGGAAGUGAGUACGUCACCAAAGGUCAAAGUGUUGAACAGGUUGUGUAUGCUGUUGGAGCUUUAUCCAAGGCAAUAUAUGAUCGAAUGUUCAAGUGGCUAGUGGUGCGCAUUAACAAGACCUUGGACACUAAACUGCCAAGACAGUUCUUCAUUGGAGUCUUGGACAUCGCUGGAUUUGAAAUCUUUGAUUAUAACAGUUUUGAGCAACUUUGCAUCAAUUACACAAAUGAAAAACUACAACAGUUUUUCAAUCAUCACAUGUUUGUCUUGGAACAAGAAGAGUAUAAAAAGGAAGGCAUUGAAUGGGUGUUCAUUGAUUUUGGCUUGGACCUUCAGGCUUGCAUUGACCUAAUUGAGAAGCCAUUAGGAAUCCUGUCUAUCCUUGAAGAGGAGUGCAUGUUCCCAAAGGCUACUGAUAUGACAUUCAAAGCCAAACUCUAUGACAACCAUCUUGGCAAGUCACCCAACUUCCAGAAACCCAGACCUGAUAAGAAAAGGAAAUAUGAAGCUCACUUUGAACUUCUUCAUUAUGCUGGUGCAGUGCCCUAUAACAUCAUUGGCUGGCUUGAGAAGAACAAAGACCCACUUAAUGAAACAGUAGUGGGCACUUUUCAAAAGUCCUCCAACAAACUUCUGUCCUGCCUCUUUGAAAACUACGUCAGUGCUGACAGCGAUCAGAGUGGUGAAAAGAAACGCAAGAAAGGUGCUUCCUUCCAAACAGUGUCAUCAUUACACAAAGAAAAUUUAAAUAAACUGAUGACUAACCUGAGAUCUACAGCUCCUCACUUUGUGCGAUGUAUUAUCCCCAAUGAAACUAAAACUCCAGGUGAAAUAGAUGCUUUCCUUGUCCUGCAUCAGCUUCGCUGUAAUGGUGUGCUGGAAGGAAUCCGUAUUUGCCGUAAGGGGUUUCCAAACAGAGUGCUUUAUGCUGACUUUAAACAAAGAUAUCGCAUUCUGAAUCCAGCUGCAAUUCCUGAGGAUAAGUUUGUAGAUAGCAGAAAAGCUUCUGAGAAGCUGCUGAGUUCUUUAGAUAUCGAUCAUAAUCAGUAUCGUUUUGGACACACUAAGGUAUUCUUUAAGGCUGGGCUCCUGGGUCAUCUUGAAGAGAUGAGGGAUGAGAGACUAGCAAAGAUCCUAACAAUGAUCCAGGCAAGAGCACGUGGCAAGCUAAUGAGAGCCGAGUUCCAGAAGAUGGUGGAGCGAAGGGAUGCCCUUCUUGUGAUCCAGUGGAACAUUAGAGCUUUCAUGGCUGUGAAGAACUGGCCUUGGAUGAAGCUGUUCUUUAAGAUCAAGCCACUCCUGAAGUCUGCAGAAACUGAGAAGGAAAUGGCCAACAUGAAGGAAGAGUUCUUGAAGCUAAAGGAGGCCUUGGAAAAGUCAGAAGCCAGGAGGAAGGACCUUGAAGAAAAGCAAGUGUCUCUGGUUCAGGAGAAGAAUGACUUGCUCCUUCAGUUGCAGUCUGAACAAGAUACUCUGUCAGAUGCAGAAGAACGAUGUGACUUGCUGAUUAAAUCCAAGAUCCAGCUGGAGGCAAAAGUCAAAGAGCUGACAGAGAGAGUGGAAGAUGAGGAGGAAAUGAACUCUGAACUGACGUCAAAGAAGAGAAAACUAGAAGAUGAGUGCUCUGAACUGAAGAAAGAUAUUGAUGACCUUGAAAUAACUCUAGCUAAAGUAGAGAAAGAGAAACAUGCUACUGAAAAUAAGGUCAAAAAUCUGACAGAAGAAAUGGCAGCUGUUGAUGAGUCCAUCAGCAAACUCACUAAAGAGAAGAAAUCUUUGCAAGAAGCUCACCAGCAAGCUCUGGAUGACCUACAGGCAGAGGAGGACAAGGUCAAUGCACUGAGCAAACUGAAACUGAAACUGGAGCAGCAGGUGGAUGAUCUGGAGGGCUCACUUGAACAGGAGAAGAAGGUGAGGAUGGAUCUAGAAAGGGCCAAACGUAAACUGGAAGGAGAUCUGAAGCUGACCCAAGAGAGUGUCAUGGAUUUGGAGAAUGAUAAGCUGCAGCUGGAAGAAAAGCUAAAGAAGAAAGAAUUUGAAGUUAAUCAACUGAGUUCCAAGAUCGAGGAUGAGCAAGCUUUAGUGGUACAACUCCAGAAGAAGAUCAAGGAGCUUCAGGCUCGUAUAGAGGAGCUAGAAGAGGAGCUGGAAGCGGAAAGAGCUGCUCGAGCCAAGGUGGAGAAACAGAGAUCAGAACUGGCUCGAGAGCUGGAGGAACUGAGCGAACGGCUAGAGGAGGCUGGGGGAGCCACCGCUGUCCAGCUGGAGAUGAACAAGAAACGAGAGGCAGAGUUUCUGAAGCUGCGGCGGGACCUUGAGGAGGCCACUCUGCAUUAUGAGGCCACAGCUGCCACCCUAAGGAAGAAGCAUGCAGACAGCAUGGCAGAGCUGGGGGAGCAUCUGGACAACCUACAGCGGGUCAAACAGAAAUUGGAGAAAGAGAAGAGUGAGCUGAAGCUGGAGGUGGACGACCUAUCAUCCAACAUGGAGCAGAUGGUCAAGGGAAAAACAAAUGCAGAGAAGCUUUGUCGCACAUACGAAGACCACUUGAAUGAGACAAAGGCUAAGCUGGAUGAAAUGACCCGUCUUGUGAAUGACCUCACCACCCAAAAAGCAAAGCUGCAGACUGAGAAUGGUGAAUUUGCAAGACAGCUAGAAGAGAGAGAGUCAUUGAUAAGUCAACUUUCCAGAGGGAAAACGUCCUUCACUCAACAGACUGAAGAACUGAGAAGACAGCUAGAAGAAGAGACCAAGUCUAAGAAUGCCCUGGCUCAUGCGGUGCAAGCUGCCAGACAUGAUUGCGAACUCCUGCGGGAGCAGUUUGAGGAGGAACAAGAAGCCAAGGCAGAGCUUCAGCGAGCUCUGUCCAAGGGAAAUGCAGAAGUAGCGCAAUGGAGGACAAAAUAUGAAACUGAUGCCAUUCAAAGAACAGAGGAACUGGAAGAUGCCAAAAAAAAACUCGCAGCUCGCCUGCAGGAAGCUGAAGAAGCGAUUGAAGCAGCUAAUGCCAAGUGCUCUUCUCUGGAGAAGACAAAGCACAGGCUGCAGAAUGAGCUGGAGGAUAUGAUGAUUGACUUGGAAAAGUCCAAUUCUGUUGCAGCAGCGCUAGACAAGAAACAGCGCAGCUUUGACAAGAUCAUCAGUGACUGGAAGCAAAAGUAUGAAGAGUCACAGGCAGAGCUUGAAGCUUCCCAGAAGGAAGCCCGCAGCCUCAGCACAGAGCUCUUUAAGCUGAAGAAUGCCUAUGAAGAGACACUGGAUCACCUGGAGACAGUAAAAAGGGAAAACAAGAACCUCCAAGAGGAAAUUUCUGAUCUGACUAAUCAGAUUAGUGAAGGAAACAAGAGUCUUCAUGAGAUUGAGAAGAUCAAGAAACAGGUUGAACAAGAAAAGUCAGAGGUUCAGCUAGCCCUGGAAGAAGCUGAGGGAGCCCUGGAGCAUGAAGAAAGUAAAACUGUUCGUUUUCAACUUGAACUUUCCCAAAUUAAAGCAGAGUUUGAAAGAAAACUGGCAGAAAAGGAAGAGGAACUGGACAACAUAAGGAGAAACCAGCAGCGUACCAUAGACACCCUACAGUCCACCCUUGAUGCAGAAGCCAAGAGCAGAAAUGAGGCUAUCCGACUGAAGAAGAAAAUGGAAGGAGACCUCAAUGAGAUGGAAAUCCAGCUCAGUCAUGCCAACAGGCAUGCCAGUGAAGCAACAAAGUCUGCACGUAUCCUGCAGGCACAAAUCAAGGAAUUGCAGGUGCAGCUUGAUGAUUCCAGUCAUCUGAAUGAAGACCUGAAGGAGCAGCUAGCAGUGGCUGACAGGAGAAACAACCUUCUGCAGGCAGAGCUUGAUGAGCUGAGGGCUUUGCUAGACCAGACUGAGCGUGGGCGUAAACUGGCAGAGCAAGAGUUACUUGAAGCCACUGAGCGUGUGAACCUUUUGCAUACACAGAACACAAGCUUAAUUGGUCAGAAGAAGAAGCUGGAGGCAGACAUCAGUCAGAUGCAGAAUGAAGUAGAGGAGGCAAUACAGGAGUGCAGGAAUGCUGAAGAAAAAGCCAAGAAAGCAAUCACUGAUGCAGCAAUGAUGGCUGAGGAGCUUAAAAAAGAGCAGGAUACUAGCGCUCACUUGGAACGAAUGAAAAAGAACAUGGAGCAGACUAUUAAAGACCUACAGAAGAGACUGGAUGAGGCAGAACAAAUAGCCCUGAAAGGUGGCAAGAAGCAGAUCCAGAAACUGGAAUCCAGGGUUCGUGAGCUGGAAAAUGAACUCGAGAAUGAACUCCGUCGCAAUUCAGAUGCUCAGAAAGGUGUCCGCAAGUUUGAAAGACGCAUAAAAGAGCUGACUUAUCAGUCAGAGGAAGACAAGAAGAACCUGGCCAGGAUGCAGGAUCUAAUUGAUAAACUGCAAUUAAAAGUGAAAAGCUACAAGCACCAAGCUGAGGAAGCUGAAGCACAAGCCAAUAUGUACCUGGGAAAAUACAGGAAACAGCAACAUGAACUGGAUGAUGCUGAAGAAAGGGCUGAAAUAGCUGAAUCCCAGGUUAAUAAACUGAGGACCAAGACAAGAGAUAUUGGCAUUAAAAAGGUUCAUGAAGAAGAAUAAAUGCACUGUGCUUUGCUGAAAUGAAGACCAGAGACGUGUUUGGUGCAUUGUAAAAUCAGCUACACAACUGAAAGCAAAAUAAACCAGGCAUCUAAAGAAAUAAAUAUAUUCAAACUCAAAA